Molecule: messenger RNA, 593 nt
Organism: Zymoseptoria tritici IPO323
Lineage: Eukaryota; Fungi; Ascomycota; Dothideomycetes; Mycosphaerellales; Mycosphaerellaceae
Exons: 2
Coding region: 100-420 (106 amino acids)
Molecular function (GO): protein-disulfide reductase activity
Source: RefSeq, a predicted model, not a curated record
CGAACACUACUCACCACCACGCGCUUCAGCAAAACUCCAACAACCACACGAACCCAACACCAGCUCUUCUCCCGCCUUUUCACCACCACAACCACCAAAAUGGGUGUCCACAACAUCACCACCCAAGCCGAGUGGGACUCCGCCAUGUGCGAGGAGGGCGUCGCCGUCGUCGACUUCUUCGCGACUUGGUGUGGUCCUUGCAAGGUCAUUGCGCCGCAGGUCGUCAAAUUCUCCGACCAAUACUCCUCCGCCCGCUUCUACAAAGUCGACGUGGACGAAGUCCCCGAAGUGGCGCAGCUCGUCGGCGUGCGCGCCAUGCCCACGUUCAUGGUGUACAAGAACGGCGAGAAGGUGCAGGAGGUCGUGGGCGCCAACCCGAAGGCGCUGGAGACGGCGAUUAGCACCCACUGCGCCGCAUAGAUGGAUGACGGUUUGCUGGGGUGGAUAAGAUUUCGCGAUGGAGAAGGGGAAUACAAUGGGAGCUACACCGAUCGCGUGGCGAGGAGAAUUCAUGAGGAUAUGAUAUUGCGCGCGCGAUAGGGCGGAUAGAUUGAAAUAUAGGCAUGCAAUGCUGAGUCGUCUGUGCUCUUACG